AUGCCGUCCAUCACCACCCUCACCACCCUCGCCCUCGCCGCCCUCACAGCCGCCGUUCCCCUCACCACCCCAGCGGCGCCUUGCAACUCAUCCGAGUUCACCAUGACGCUGCAAUACGGCUACCCGCCCACCAACCUCUCCCUCACCGCCAUCGACAGCGACAACCCAGGCACCCUCAAUAUCGUCGGCCUCGAUCCUGCCUCUUACCGCGGAACGCCAGUGAAGCAAACCGGCAACACAACCAACUCCCACCUCAGCUUCGACAUCCAGGCGGGCGACGACUGCGAGACCUCCCAGACCGGGCAGUUCAGCAUCUACGUGCCUGAUAUGGGCGAGCUGUACGGACAACAGCAGCCGAUCACUGCUACGAAGGGCGGGAUGUCGUCGGAGAUGUUCGUGGGUGGGGGAGUGGUGUUUCCGCAUUUGACGGCGGCUUCGCAGAGUUGGUAUGGUGAGUUUGACAAUUCCGUGCUUGUCGGUUGA
Messenger RNA from Saxophila tyrrhenica, 483 nucleotides. RefSeq lists its product as uncharacterized. The transcript is spliced from 2 exons. Lineage: Eukaryota; Fungi; Ascomycota; Dothideomycetes; Mycosphaerellales; Extremaceae. The coding region runs from base 1 to 483 and encodes 160 amino acids. The record is from RefSeq and is a predicted model, not a curated record.